AAAAAAUCAAUCAAAACAAAGCAGGAUGGAGGGAAACUUUUUUUGAUUACUUUAAAUUUUAUUAAUUUGCCUUUAGUUCUACCUAGUAAAUGUACUGGUCAAAUCAAUCAUGGAUACAGAAACUGAAAUUAAACCUAUCAAUAAAGAUACAGUUCAUAAAAUAUGUUCUGGACAGGUUGUUCUAAGUCUAGCAGUUGCUGUAAAAGAAUUGGUAGAAAAUUCAUUAGAUGCAGGGGCCACAAAUAUUGAUAUACGGCUAAAAAACUAUGGAAUUGAAUUAAUAGAAGUUGCUGAUAAUGGUAGUGGUGUUACAGAAGAUAAUUUUGCUGCAUUAACCUUAAAAUAUCACACUUCUAAAUUAAGAGAUUACUCUGAUCUGCUGGGAGUCACUAGUUUUGGAUUCAGAGGUGAGGCAUUGAGUUCUUUGUGUGCUCUCUCUGACCUUACUAUUACCACAAGGCAUCAAAGUUUAGCUUAUGCCACUAAACUGGAAUAUGAUCAUAAAGGUAACAUUGUGAAAAAAACACCAUGCUCACGCCAAGUGGGAACAACUGUUACUUUAACAAAUUUGUUUUCAUCACUACCUGUGAGAUUAAAGGAAUUCCACAAAAAUGUCAAAAGAGAAUUCAACAAAAUGACACAACUUCUAUAUGCAUAUUGUUUGAUAUCAUUGGGUGUGAAGUAUGUUACCUGUAGCAAUCAAACUUCAACUAAUUCUAAAAGUAUAAUAGUUGCUACUCAAGGUUCAAUGUCCUAUAAAGACAAUAUAGCUUGUGUAUUUGGAGUAAGACAAAUACAGAGUAUUCUUGAAAUCAAACCAGAAUAUAUUAGCAACAUCAAAGAUAAUAUAUUUAAAGGCUUGUCAAGUGAUUUAGAGGAAACUGAAGAACAAUUUAUAGAAGAUGUUGAAAUAAAUUUGUCAGAAGAUUCAAAUGAUGCAGAAAAAAAAACUCUCGACUCUCUAUGUAAUUCACAAAAGUCACAAGGUUACCAAAAUCUCGUAAAACCUGCUGAGUUAGUUGGAUUUAUAUCAUCAUGUGCACAUGGCAGUGGUCGAUCUAGUACAGACAGACAGUUUUACUUUAUAAAUUCAAGACCUUGUGAACCCACCAAAAUAAUGAAACUUAUUAAUGAGCUGUACAAACAAUAUAAUCCAAACCAAUAUCCAUUUGUUUUCUUGAAUGUGAAUAUAGAAAAAGCAUCUGUAGAUGUAAAUGUAACACCAGAUAAAAGGAAGAUAUUUUUGACAAAGGAAAAAAUUAUAUUAGACUUAUUGAAGAAUUCCAUUUCUAAAUUAUUUGAAAGUAUUCCCAGGACUUUAAAAGUUGACUCAUUGUUACAUGUUCCAAAAACAGUUAAUGCUGUUACAGACCAACCUAGAAUAUUUAAUUCAUUUUUACAACAAUUUAGUAGUAAAGUUGUAAGUGAAAGAAUUGCAAGUGAAAAUAAGCAAAGUUCAGUAAAACCGGACUUAAAAAGGAAGUCUACCACAAUGUUGGACUUUAUUUCAUCUAAGCAUAAAAAACAAACAAAUAAUGGAGUUUUGGUUGAUUGUAGGAAUUCUGAUAACUCUUUACAUUCAGAGGAUGAUGAAAAUGAGUUGAUAGAAAAUGAGACUGAAUCAGUAUCUAAUGAGUUGAUAGAAAACGAGACUGUGGCAGUAUCUAAUGAGUUGAUAGAAAAUGACACUAAACCUGUAUCUAAAAAUGAUGAAUCAAUGAUUUUACCAAACAGAAAAUGUGAAACUGAACAAGAGUCUUCUAAAACAAUAUGCUUGGAAGAAGUAAAUCAAAUAUCACCCAUGAGUAGCAAGCAAGAAAUCAUGUAUUUGGAAUGCACUGAUAAAUUACCCAGCACACAAAUUAGAAAUAUAGAUGAUAUAGAAAUACAGAAACAUACUAUUAAAUGUAGAGGUAGUUCUUUGGCAAAAUCUAAUAGUAAUGUUGAUGCUAAGAAAUCUAAAGUUGUGACAGACAGGGAGGAUUUGGGCAAAUAUAAUAGAAGGUCAGUUAAUCUAAAAACGUCUUUAGACCAUGUUAAACAUUUAGUUGAUAUAUACCAUAAAAAUAGAAGCAAAGCAUUACCAGAGAGAGUGAAAUUUAAAAGUACCAUUAACCCUGUAUACAAUAAAAAAUGUGAGGAAGAGCUAAGUAAGGAAAUAUCAAUGGAUUCUUUCAAGAAAAUGACUGUUAUUGGGCAGUUUAAUCUUGGGUUUAUCAUAACACGUUUAGAGGAUGAUCUUUUUAUCAUUGAUCAACAUGCUACAGAUGAAAUCUAUAAUUUUGAAACGUUACAAAAAACAACAGAGCUGACUAGUCAAAAAUUGGUAGUUCCACAGCCCUUGGAAUUAACUGGAGUAAAUGAACAAAUAUUGAUGGAUAAUUUAGAGAUCUUCAAGAAGAAUGGUUUUAUAUUCGACAUAGAUGAAAAAGCCCCACCAACGAAGAGAGUUAAACUUCUAACAAUACCAAUGUCGAAAAAUUGGGUAUUCGGUAAAGAAGACAUUGAGGAACUGUUGUUUAUGUUAAGGGAAUCUUCGUCAGAAUAUUGCAGACCCAGUAGAGUGAGAGCAAUGUUUGCUUCUAGAGCAUGUAGAAAAUCUGUCAUGAUUGGCACAGCCCUCAGCAAGGCAGAUAUGAAGAAACUUGUUAUUCACAUGUCAGAAAUUGACAAACCUUGGAAUUGCCCACAUGGACGACCUACAAUAAGACAUCUAGUAAACUUAGCAUUGAUACAUGUUAAAAAUCAACUUAAAUAAUUUUUAUUGAAGUUUUACUUUUGGAUUUAAUUAAUCAUGAACGAACAAGCAUAGAAAUAAAGAAAGGAUCACAUUAUAUUUACUUUUGUUUAUUGAAAUAUAAUAUUAACUAAACACUAAUUGUUUUAAAUAUAUUGAACCCAGUGUGGGCAGUUGUUACUAUGACUCCUGGGAUUUGUUUAUGCCAGUGCAAUUCUUUGAUAUCAGUUUGACCUUGAUGUAUAAAAAGCAGUUGUGGUGGUAGAUUUUUCAGUUCUUCAUCAAUAAUUUCAUCAUCAUCUCGUUCAACUGCCAAAUCCCACAAAGCCACUUGAUUAUCUUCACCAGCUGAAGCUAGGACACUAGGCUCUGACCAGUGCCAUUCCACAGAAGUGACAGGUCCUGUGUGAUGCUUGAAUGUACCUACUGGUGUAUUAUUUGUGAAUUGUCUUAAAUCCCAAAUAUGUAUGAAACCAUCAUCACCACCGCUAGCAAUAAAUGGUUCUUUAUUAUUCCAAGUUAUAACAUUGACAUCACUUUGAUGAGCAUUUUCACAUGUUAACAUACAUGCUUUGUGCGGAGCAGCUCUUGUAUCCCAAAUCCUUAUAGUUUUGUCAACAGAACACGUAGCCAAAACAUUUCUUUCAUUGGGUGACCACUGUAUAUCCUCUAUAGAGCUAGUAUGUCCCACCAGUGGACGUUGAUCUACAUCCCAAGUACCUGCUUGAUUUGGCUUCCAUAUAUGUAUAUCCUUUUUACAAUCUCCAGUAGCAAGCACACCCAGUUCUGUAGGACACCAAUCUAUUCCAAAACCUUCUUGUUGAUGACCAUUGAAAGAAAAAAGUGGUUUAACUGGAUUUGUUACUGUAUCUAAAUUAUAUCUUUCCAAAACAAGAGGAUCAUCUACAGCUUGUAAUUGCUGUGUUAUAUUCCAUAUAUCCACUCUGCCUAAUUCUGACCAACUGGCAGCCAAAACUGAAUUUUUAUAAUUAGUAGUCCUUAUUCUAUUGACACACCCCUGAUGUUUGAUGAAUGAGAAUGUCAUUUCUGGCUUUUUGUCUAAAUCCUCUUCAUCUUCAUCAUCAUCAUCAUCAUUGUCACUGUCAGAAUCAUUGUCUGCUGACUUUGAUGUAGGGUGCAAGUUUGACAUUUUAAUUACCAGUAAAUUAUUUAAAUGUGCACUGGAUGCUUGGGUGCCGGCAACUAAGUAUGCAGUCAUAGGGAAUUGAUUUCUAUCACUUCCAAGAUUGUCUGGUAUAAUGUCAAAACUGAGACAUGGAGCACCUGUUUGUGCCUGGUGAAGCAUAACAUAUGCUGACUGAUCGCAAACUAGCUGCUCGUCCUCUUGUAAAGGUUGCCCAGGUAAAUACGUUUUUGGGGCCUCGUCUUCUGCAUUACUUCCUUCAUCAACACCUUCCAUAUCUUCAUCACCCUCGCUUGAACUAGACUCCAUGUGAUCUUCAUUUUCGGUCGACAUAUUUCAGGAUGAAUUAAUAACCAAUCUUGUAUCUGGGAAAAGUUUAAGGAAGAAAAGAAGCGCUUCAGACAGAAAAGCAAGUCCUAAGUACAUCACACAACAAAGCACGUGUUUUGGACUUUCGGUUGUCAAAUGCGUAUCUAAUAGUCUGUGGUUGCUGGUUGUCAUUUUGUGAUUUUUUUUUCAAUAUUUA
Messenger RNA from Chilo suppressalis (striped riceborer), 4407 nucleotides. NCBI's taxonomy places the organism in Eukaryota, Metazoa, Arthropoda, Insecta, Lepidoptera, Crambidae. The record is from the annotation of a GenBank genome assembly.